AUGACGGUGAUAUAUCAUGUGUUAGACCAGCACGCGCAAGUCAAGGACGAAUUCGCAGAAGAAAAUAAGAUCGAGAGUGGCAUCCGCCGAAAGGGGUUUUCGAGAUGGCAGUCCUGGGGAGUUACCAUCACCGCAGGAGCAACAACAGCCGCCAUCGUGCUCACCAUCAAUAUAUGGGUCUUCACCUACGUUGCGCUCCAGUUCAAGAUCGAGGAUGGAAUUGCGACGAUAUAUAGAGGAACAUGCACCGUCACUUCCAACAUUUCCACUUACGGUCACCUGCUCAUUAAUAUCCUCGGCACCCUUCUUUUGGGUGCAAGCAAUGCUGGUGCUCAGCUCCUCUCAGCCCCAACACGAUCCGACGUAGCCCGCGCGCACUCCAAAAAUCGAUGGAUGGACAUUGGAGUUCCCAGUCUUCGCGGCUUACGCACAAUACCGCGAUGGAGGAGAUCCGGAUGGGUUGUUCUCAUGAUGAGUUCGAUUCCUUUGCAUCUGCUGUACAACUCUGUCCUGUUCACAACAUCCGCCAGGCACGACUACGUAGCUUCGCUAGUUGCACCCGACUUUUUCGAGACAUCGCGGGGUUUCGAUGAUAUGAAGAUACCAGAAGAAAUUAAGGGAAGUACAUCAUUCCCAGACGAAAGCGUCGUAGACGCCUUCUGGACCACCAGGAAUCUAGCUCUACAGGGUAAUUUGACACGACUGAGCAAACGAGAGUGUCUGAUUGCGUAUGGCGCCACAAACGCCGCCGAGAGCGAUAAAGAAAACCUGUUGGUUGUGACAAAGCCAAUAAACGAUGUUGAAUUUGGCACACUUAUCCAGGGAAAUAAAACGUUCGCUGUGCUGCCACUGCUAGAUCUGUUCAUACACAAGGCCGAGGACCAAUUUAAUGACUUGGACUGGAGAUGCGGAGGGUCUCUUGGUUCGGGAAACGCUAUAAACACCACGUGCGGGGAGCAUAAAUUGGUGCCUGCUUAUAAGGAUGAUGCGGGGGAGUGGCCCAUAAGGACAUACCUGUACCAGUGCAACGAUGGGUGGAGAACUAUUCCAGAUUGCAUAAAGGAAAACUGGUCUAGCUGCGUCUCACCCUGGAUUGAUCGUUGCAAUAUGACCAGAACCACGGUAGAGGUGGACUAUUGUCUUGCGGCGCAGAGUCCAGGAAAAUGCACUGCGAAGGUCAGCCUAUCGCUUCUAGCGGUAGUGAUGGGUUGCAACGUGGUGAAGGUUCUGGUACUUUGUGCCAUGGCAGGCAUGAACCUCAAGUCCUUCAAACCUCUGGUCACGAUAGGCGAUGCAGUAAAAUAUUUCCUGGAAGAGCCAGAGGAUUCCGCGAAGGGUCGUGGUCCAAUCAGUGUGAUGGACGUUGUUGCUCCGGGGAGAACGCCCACAACCUGGCAAAGGCCUGGGGUUCGCAUUGUUCAUGUCCCAAUUCAAGAUGAAGGUGGUGGCGCCGGAGCGGUCUCUCGAACGGGCGAGGUAGGCACUUCAAGAUCGAAGCCGGCUCCAUUCAUUCAAGAGAGCGACCACUGGUGGCGUACCCCAAGCGUCGGACUCUUCAGUCCCUGGAAGAUCUGCCUAUUUCUCUGUGUCAUCAUGUGGCUCGUCGCCGCGUGUAUGAUUGCAGUGGCAUUCUUAGAUGAUGGGAUAUCAUCAGAGUCAAAGCUGAACUUCAAGGACUUCAACUUCAGCUCACUGGUCGGUCUACCGGAAAGUGCAUCACUUUCGCUCUACAUCAUCGUCCCCAAUAUUCCUCAACUGCUUGUCAGCUUCGCUUAUGUCUUCUACAACAACUCUCUUACAUGCAUGCUUCUCACAUACGAAACGACGCAAUUUGCCACCAAACGGAAGUUCCUGCGCGUGAGCGACCCAGAGGGCCAACAGAAGAGCACAUACUGGUUGCAACUUCCGUACCAAUACAGCAUCCCGCUUCUAUCCACGAUGGCAUUGCUGCACUGGUUGAUCUCACGAAGCCUUUUCUUCAAAGCGGUGGAAUACUAUGACCCUGCGGGAGAAAUGAGCGAGGAGUCAUACACGGCUUGCGCGUUUUCGCCCUUGGCUCUGAUCUUGUCAUGCUCGUUAGGAGCUCUCCUCAUCCUGGUCUUCUGUGCGCUAUCCUUGAGAAAGGUGCAUCGAGGAAUGCCGCUGAUGGGCUCUUGUUCGAUCGCGAUCAGUGCUGCUUGUGCGAAUUGUGGCGAAGGAGGGGAGGCAGCAAUGAAAGCGUUGAUGUAUGGUGUUUUGACAACCGGAACAGACGAGCAGCAGCAAGGAACGAAGCGUGUUGGAUUCUCCCAAUACGAGGUUGAGCCUCUCCAGGGAAGGACCAAGUAUCUGUGA
This is a messenger RNA of Cercospora beticola, 2334 nucleotides long. RefSeq lists its product as uncharacterized. The record is from RefSeq and is a predicted model, not a curated record. Lineage: Eukaryota; Fungi; Ascomycota; Dothideomycetes; Mycosphaerellales; Mycosphaerellaceae.